Molecule: messenger RNA, 2793 nt
Organism: Bombyx mori (domestic silkworm)
Lineage: Eukaryota; Metazoa; Arthropoda; Insecta; Lepidoptera; Bombycidae
Exons: 5
Coding region: 741-1940 (399 amino acids)
Source: RefSeq, a predicted model, not a curated record
UUCGGAUUUUUCCGCUUAAUAGUUAAAAUCUUGGAUUCGUGAACUAAAUUUAUUAGUUAUUACCUAUACUUAUAUAUUACGCUUUUUAAACUUGUUCACAUUAAUAUUUAUUACAUAUACCUAGUGGCUUACGGAACACAUUUAUCGCCAUCUGUCCAAUGGCACCUAUGCCAAUAAUGCUAACUAUUGUCUUCCAGUACGGACAAUUUUACACUAAAAACAUAUAAGUAUCAUGGUUCUUGUCUUGUCCAAAAAAUAUAUUUAUAAUUAAAUUCACAUCGUUAACCCAUACACCUUUACAGCUGUUGCUUACAAGAACUGGUAAUUUAGUUGAGCUUAUGAAACAAAAAAUUAUGAAAUUAUAUUACUGUAUUGUCUAUAGUUCAAUAUAAAUUAAUAUUUUGACCCUAUUACAUACUUCUCGCCUUAUACUUUUUCGUAUAAACUAAUUCGGUACAUGCUGUUGGUCUCUUUAUUAAGGACAACAUCAUUUUUCUCCUCUCUAUAAUAAAUUUGAAAUUAGUUAUCCCGCUAGAAAUCUUUACAAUAAAUGUAUAGAUAGAAUACACUGUUAGACGCGCGCAACUGCGCAUAUCUGUUAUUAUUGAUUCACAAGCGCUUUUGACGGGUCGCUGAGCCCCUGACUGGACCUUUCGGCGCAAUUGUGUUGAAAGUGUCCAUCAUUACUUCAGCUGAAACACUUAUAAAAAUACUUUUUAUAGCUGCUGACCAUCGCAAAGAUGACUUCGAAUUUUAGCCAGAACGCAAUUUUAUUUGGGACUUUGCAGUCGUACUGCCUUGUCUGCGAAUGCUACCUCGCAGGCAAACGAGACACUAUACGGCACAUUUCAAAGGAUGACCAUAAAACAAAUCUGGAAGCUAGCAUUUUCGUGGAGGAAUUUACAACUGAUCAAAUAAGAAAGGUUAAAAAGGGAUUCUUCUGUGAGCUGUGCAAUAAAUACUUUUCAACCAUAAUACAAGGACGGCUCCACGUAUCGGAUGGUGAACACGUCCGUAAUAAGGGCGUCCAACUAUUCCAGCGGAUGGAAAAUGGUAUGGUCAGCUACAAAAACAUACCUAUCACGAAAGAAGCAUGGAAUGGGAUCAUUGAAAACAAGUGCAUAAUCUGCGACACAGAAUUUGAUUCUCUGGAGAGUCACAUAACUAGCCAAGAACAUCUUUUUCAGUUGGUACAGGUAGAUGUGGAGUUUGGUGCUUACAACGGACUCUACAGAGUGUUGGAAAACGCGUUUCAAUGCUUAACAUGCAACGAAGUUUAUACACCAGUAAAUACGAAUGUUGAAGCAAGUGCAACAACGCAUUUCUUAGAGUCUAAACAUAAAAGGAUUUAUGACAAAUUAGCGAAAGCUGCAAACGAACAGUUACAAGUUAACGACAAACGUACGAAUAAAGGAAAAUCACGUGGUUUAAAUGCGAAGAAUGCUUUAAGCCGCCAGCUGUCAUCUGAUUCGUCCCUUGCAAAUGAAGAUGACAACGACGACGGAAUCAAGAUGCUGUCCAUCGAGAAAUUCAUCAAUGAUUUUUAUGCGAUCAAGGGCACAUCUCUGGGCGGCAAAGAUGUUGUCAUAAACACAAAAAUAAUUGUGGGGCUCUCAAGCUUUUAUUGCAUAACGAAAUUGGAUACUUGGAAAUGUGAGAUCUGUGACCUCACUUUAAACUCUGAUGAUAUUGACGCCCAUAGACUCUCUCAGAAACAUGAAGCUGCAAUGAGUGACACUCCAGUCAUAUUAAUACAGGCUGCGGGAAAUGAAUUUAUCAGAGAGGUACGUCCCGAAGUUUACCACUGUGGCUUUUGCAACAUCGUCGAACAAGGCAUGGACACCAUCUUAAAGCACUUGAAUACCGCAGAUCACAAGCAAAGCAGGAUAUCUGCAGCUUGGCGUCUCCACGAGCACAUGCUGGUUAAGAAAUUGGAAUAAAGCAAAGUCAUGAGCUAUUCUGAUACUUUUCAAAAAUAUGACUAUAGAAUAGGUUAAAAAUCAGCUGCUAAGGACGACGAAGGAUGCCGGUUUAUGGAUAAAUUAAUGCGAAACUAUUUAAUAUUCUUAUUAAUUUUCAAUAGUAAUGAUACUCAAAGUAGUUACUAGUCGUGAGAACGCAUAGUUGAAUGGUGUUGUUAUUUCAUAUACCUACGUCGCAUAGUCAUUUCAUAGAUAUUUACAUUUUCGUGACGCUCAUAGAAAUAAAAAAUAAAACAUUGUAAUCACACAGCAAAUAUUACGGUAGAUUGUAAUGAUGCAUAAUCUUUUUUAAGGUAUGUCUAAAACUUAUUCAAACGUAUUUAAAUGUAUUUUAAAUUUAUGUAAUUGAAUUAGAAACAUUCAUAUUAUAAUCUCUCAUAAUACCCAUAGCAACCUUUUAUGUCAGAAUAGGGUUAGUAAUAAGACUCUGUAACACCACAGCUUCGAAAAAAAUCGCAUAAUUUCCUUCACCCGUCCUACCUUUCCUCUGUAUCUCUCAACUGAAUAUCAACUGAAAGCCGUAAUUUCAUCGUAUUAAUAGUUUUGAUUUAAAAUAUUAGAGUAGCAUUCGAUUUUGUAUUCAAUGUCUUUCAAGUAGUAGAUUGUACAUGUCUUUCUUAAUAAAUGGAACUCAUAAUUAAAAAGUAGCAAUUGUACUUACUCUCUUGGAUCUUAAUGUUUUAUCUAAUUAUUAGGAGACUACUUAGAAUAUCAGUAGCAGUAGUUUUGAAUUGUAACGAUAUGACCUAUAAAUGUCUGUAACGCCAUAUUUAAUAGCGCAGUUUUAAAAAUAAAAUUUUGAUUAAUACAA